Lachancea lanzarotensis is the source of this 1023-nucleotide messenger RNA. It is a transcript of the gene SLU7, whose product is annotated as LALA0S07e07206g1_1. The record is from RefSeq and is a predicted model, not a curated record. NCBI's taxonomy places the organism in Eukaryota, Fungi, Ascomycota, Saccharomycetes, Saccharomycetales, Saccharomycetaceae. The transcript has a single exon. The coding region runs from base 1 to 1023 and encodes 340 amino acids. Gene Ontology annotation, molecular function: zinc ion binding; pre-mRNA 3'-splice site binding. Gene Ontology annotation, cellular component: spliceosomal complex. Gene Ontology annotation, biological process: mRNA splicing, via spliceosome.
AUGAGCAAAAAGCAGGAAAACGCUCAUAUCCCGAAGUACAUUAAGGACCAGCCGUGGUUCUACAAAGACACCUCGAACUCCACAGAUAAUGAAGAUUAUCUAGCACACCAUCGCAGGUCAAAAACGUCCGACAAAGAUCUGGAUAUCGACAACAACGCAGAACCAAAGGUGGGGCGCGGUAUCAGCGAUGCAUUUGAACAGGUCACAGUCGUCAGACCGCAAAAGAAUCUUUUCUCCAGUCAUCGUGACACUUGUACCAAUUGUGGGAUUUCUGGACACAGGCCAAAAGAUUGCCUGGAAGCUCCUAGAAAGCGUCGAGCGUAUGGUUCAACAGGAUCGUCAGUACAAGCAGAAAGGCGUGCAAGCUCCAAGGAUAACUGGGAUGCCAGAAAAGAUCGCUGGUACGGGUAUGAAGGUAAGGAAUAUGACACGGUUCUGCAAAAAAGUCAGGAACAAGCAGAAACAUUACGAGAGACAAAAAAGGCGAGCAAUAACGACGAGAUGGAUACGGAUGAGGAAAUUGAACUGUCCAAACUGGGGCUCUACAAGCAGGAAAUCAGCGGGAAAAUCGCACAAGACGACGCUCAAGGUUCCAAACUCAGAGCCUCUGUACGACUCAGGGAAGAUCGUGCAGCAUACCUGAAAGAUAUUGGAUCAGAUGCGAUUAAUUACGAUCCUAAGUCGCGGCUAUACAAGUCCAAUGACCUGGGCGAAAUUGAUCCUGAAUCCAAAAUGUUCCAUCGUCAUCUGACCGGUGAAUCGGUAGAAUUGUCUCAAUUGAAUCGUUUCGCUCGCGAGCAAACACUCAAAUCUGGCUUAAGAGACGAAAUCGAGAACGCUGCAAAGACGCAGCACGUUUUGGUGGCAAAUCCCACCAAGUACGAACUUUUGAUGAAAAAUAAAGCUUUGGCGAAGGAAGAGAUUUCUGGCAAAGACGCAUUCAAAGAAGGAAGUGCUAAGAAGAUCACAGGCACCAAACAGACACAAGAGCAAAAAGCGCAGCUCCUACAGAAGUAUGGCUAG